AUGACUUGUGGUAUGUUUAAGGUUUGGAAAAAGGAAUUCGAAGAUUUAUGGAAUAACUUUCGCACAGUGUAUGCAAAAUGUUUAAGUAAUGAGGAUAAAACCAUAGACGAUGAAAAAUUAUCGACAAUAAAGGCAAAAUACAAUUCAGUAUCACUUAAUUAUUUCAGUACAGUAGGUAGUUUAAUAGAUAAAAUUGAGAUGGGUACAAGUAGUAAAAACAAGGAAACCGAAAUUAAAGAAGAUUCCACUUCUAUUGCUCAGCAACAACCAUCCAUUAGUUCAGGAAAAGAUGUUUCAUCCGAUUCUUCAACUCUUCAAAGUUUUCUGGUAAACCAGAAAAGGAAUAUUUUGUUAGCAACAGCUUUGGUUAAAAUUACUGUUCAUAACCAAACAUUUCUCCUGAGAGCUUUGAUCGACCCUGGAUCUGAAGCUACAUACAUAUUGCAAUCUGUAGUGACCCGAUUAAGGCUUUUCACCCGUUCAACCAAUGCGUCUAUUUGUGGCAUUGGAGGAGUUCAAAGCGAACUUUCAACGAGUAUGUGUCCUCUCACUCUCGAAUCUCGCAUCAACCCUGAUGUACACAUUCCCAUUGCAGCUGUAGUUUUGAAAAAGCUGACAGGUAAUUUGCCAUCGCAGACUGUUGACGCAUCAAACUUGGUUGAGCUCAAAAGAUUGCGAUUGGCAGAUCCUAAUUUUGAUACACCCGCUUCUAUAGAUAUGUUGAUAGGAGCAGAUAUUUACCCUCUUAUUUUGUGUGAAGGUAUAAAGAGAGAAAAAGACCUUUCUCCAAUUGCACAAAAUACGGUGUUUGGGUGGAUUAUUUCAGGCCCAUGUAAUGAAAAUCCAAACAAAACAACCCUUAAUACAUUUUUUAUUAGACUUUUACUUCUGAAACAAAUUCAAAAGUUUUGGGAACUCGAAGAGGUUCCAUAUGUCAAACCCUUAUCUGAUGAAGAUAAAUUUUGUGAAAAAUUGUAUGUGGAUACCACAAUUCGAAAUAAAGAUGGUCGUUACAUAGUGAAACUUCCAUUCAAGCCGAACUUUAACGUUUUAGAUUUGGGCCUUUCCAGAAAGAGUGCAGUUUCUCAGUAUCUGCGUCAAGAGAAACGUCUUCUUAACGAUAUGUGUCUGAAAGAAGAAUACAACAAAGUUCUAAAGGAAUAUGUUUCGUUAAAACAUAUGUCCUUUGUGCCACCAUGUAGUUUAAACCUUUCCAGUCCGCACUUUUACUUACCGCACCACGCUGUGGUAAAACCAGAUAGUGCUUCGACAAAGGUAAGAGUUGUAUUUAAUGCAAGUGCAUCUACACACAAAGGAGUAAGUCUUAACGACAUUCUUUACAGUGGCCCUGCUUUGCAAAACGAUUUGCAAACUAUUUUGUUAAGAUGGCGAUUAUAUCCAUAUGUUUUCAAUAGCGAUAUUGAAAAGAUGUAUCGCCAAAUAUAUGUUCACCAGAGUCAUCGAAAAUUCCAACGGAUUAUAUUUCGAUCUUUUGAUUCAGAAUCAGAUUUAGCUGAUUUUGAAAUCAACCGAGUUACGUUUGGAGUUAACUGUGCUCCAUACUUAGCAAUCCGAACGUUGCACCAACUUGCUUUGGACGAAGCAAAUAAAUAUCCCUUAGCAAAAGAAGUGGUGCUUUCGGAUUUUUACGUUGAUGAUGUUUUCUCUGGAGGUUUCAGUCUGGAUCUAGUCCUAAAGAUUCAGGAAGAAUUGAAAUCCCUUCUUUUGGCUGGUGGAUUUAGUUUGAAGAAAUGGACCGCAAACCACCCUCGCUUGUUGGAAAACAUCCCUAGGGGGGAUGUUUUAGAUCAACACUUUCUUAUGUUCGAAGAGUCUUCACAUUCGAAAGUUCUGGGCGUUGGGUGGAAUGCGAGGGAAGAUUCAUUUUAUAUUCGUUGUGAACUAUCUUCUCUGCCAGAGUCUGGUAUAACAAAACGGGAAUUGUUUUCAAAUAUUUCAAAAAUAUAUGACCCUAUCGGUUGGCUAGCACCAACAACAAUUUUAUUAAAAAUAUUGAUGCAAGAUGUCUGGAAGGACAAAACAGAGUGGGAUGUUCCCAUAAAACCCAACCGUAUAGAAACUUGGAAAGAGUUUGUGAAAUCUUUUCCAAUUAUAAAAGAUAUUAUAAUCCAAAGAUGGAUUAAUUAUACCCCAGAGAUGUGCGUAGAAAUACACGGCUUUUGUGAUGCAUCUCUCAGUGCGUAUGCUGCCACCGUUUACUCAAGGAUCUCAGAUUCAUCUGGAAACGUUUUUAGUUACCUUCUUACCUCAAAAACAAAAGUAACUCCCCUGAAAGCUAUUUCGAUACCUCGGCUAGAACUUUGUGGAGCUCUUUUGCUAACAAAGUUAGUAAACGCUGUACAAAGCAGUCUACGCCUUGAAAACUGUCCUGUCUAUCUUUGGACGGACUCGAUGAUUGUACUUUAUUGGAUUCGUGACUGUCCAUCUCGGCUUGAAACCUUUGUCCGUAACCGGGUGUCUAAAGUACAAACUGAAUGUCCUCCAGGUAGUCUUUGGAAACAUGUUCCUUCAGAACAAAAUCCCGCUGACGUCGCUUCUCGAGGUGUUAUGCCUCAAAACUUAAUAAAUAAUACCCAAUGGUGGCACGGUCCAAGUUGGUUAAAGUCUUCAAAGGAAACUUGGCCAGUAACAAAAAUUCAAGAGGACUCUGAAUGGAAUCUUGAAAUAAAACAAAUAAAAAGCUUCGUUGCGAAUCAAAAUGUCAGCCAUGACAUUUUGAAAAGAUUUUCGUGCUAUGCUCGUGCUGUAAAAUCAAAUGUGCAGAGAAAUGCUUAUUCGUGUGCUAAAUCAACACACAAAGGAUGUGCCAACUGCCAACAAGUCAGAGUCACAUAUCCACCUCACUUCAACCCAACGCCACCACCACCACCAGAACCAUCACUACUGCACCGACCGCGCACUACCAUACCAGCAUAA
Eupeodes corollae is the source of this 2937-nucleotide messenger RNA. RefSeq lists its product as uncharacterized. The record is from RefSeq and is a predicted model, not a curated record. The coding region runs from base 1 to 2937 and encodes 978 amino acids. The transcript is spliced from 3 exons. NCBI's taxonomy places the organism in Eukaryota, Metazoa, Arthropoda, Insecta, Diptera, Syrphidae.